This is a messenger RNA of Chelonus insularis, 1092 nucleotides long. Its product is annotated as hyaluronidase-like. The transcript is spliced from 5 exons. Lineage: Eukaryota; Metazoa; Arthropoda; Insecta; Hymenoptera; Braconidae. Gene Ontology annotation, biological process: hyaluronan catabolic process; carbohydrate metabolic process. The record is from RefSeq and is a predicted model, not a curated record. The coding region runs from base 49 to 1062 and encodes 337 amino acids. Gene Ontology annotation, molecular function: hyalurononglucosaminidase activity.
GUUUUAGUACGUCCAACUGCAUGAAAAAGAAUUUUUAAGUUGUAUAUCAUGAAUUUAUACUCAGAGAUCAUUGUAAUUUUUUUGUUAAUACAAUUUACUACUUUUAAGUGUAGAAAAUUAAGCAUCGAACCCAAGAUUGGUAAAACUUAUUUAAAUAUUCCAUUAAGUCCUUGUUAUAAAUAUGGAGUUUAUUUUAAUGAAUUUUACGAAACAGUAAUGCCAAUAGCAAAUUUUAGCAGACACAAUCAAAGUAUUGAAGUUGCAACGUUUUAUAAUUCUGGAUUACUUGAUGAUAGAGGGCCAGAGGAAAUGGGUCAACUGAGUUAUGUGUACUUGCAGUAUAAUGAUAUAUCUCAAGAAGUGGAUGAGCAUUUUCGUGGACUUGGAAUUCUCAAUUACACUACUUGGAAUCCAAUUUUCAGACAAAAUCAGGGGCCUUUAGAAUACUAUUAUAAUCACUCAAUUUUAAUUCAAAAAAACAUGUAUUCAUUAUUGAAUGAUGAACAAACAAAGGAGCUAGCUAAACUGAGAUUUGAAUUUGCUAGUAAAACUGUUUUUACCGAAACUUUAGUCAAAGUAAAAAAUGUAUGGCCUCAAGCUACAUGGGGUGUCUUUGAUUAUCCCAAAUGUAAUUCAUUAUUUAACGAAGGUAACAACCAAUGUGAUAAAGACGUUAUGGAAGAUAAUGACAGAUUAUCUUGGCUUUGGGAUUUCGAAAUAGCUUUAUUCCCUUCCUUAUCUAUUCCAACAUACUUCAACAGAGAGACAAAACGAAAUUAUAUAAACGCACGUUUGAAUGAAGCUAAAAGAAUUGCAGACAAAUAUAUUCCUCCAUUAAACAUAGUUCCUCAUCUGUCAUUAAAUUAUCGGAAUGAUCCUGACAGAUUUUUGAGCUUUGUAGAGCUUUUUAUUAUAGUUGAAGAGAUUGUAAAAACAAAUGUAUCUGAUAAUAUAAUCAUUUGGGCAAGUGACCGGAAUAUAAACAGCAAAGAACGAUGUCAAAAUUACGCAUUUUAUUUAAGUAAUAAUCUAGCACCUAUUAUAAUUACUUUAUUAAAUUAGUUAAACAACUAAGAAUGAAGUUUUUUCAUA